GUCAAUGAGCUACUGUAUAUCGUGUGCGCUUGUGCAGGUUCAUUCUAUUCCAGGGGCGAGUGUUAUUAUAAGGCCUAGAAUUUAAUGCAUCUGCAUUGAAUGCAAUAAUACUCUGUAGAAUUAGAUAUCGUAACAAAUGUUCAUUUGACGCGUUACUUGCAAACAACCCAAUCCGGAUAAAAAUGGCUGAAUUACCGAUGGGGAAAGUGGUCACCGCAGGGAAAAUAGCAAGCAAUGUACAGAAAAAAAUUACCAGGGCUCAGGAAAAGGUUCUCCAAAAGCUUGGCAAGGCAGAUGAGACUAAAGAUCUGGCAUUUGAAGAGGGUGUGAUUAAUUUUAACAAACAGCUGGUGGAAGGUACCAAACUGCAGAAAGACCUUCGGGCCUAUUUGACUGCAGUAAAAACCAUGCAUGAAUCUUCUAGACGUCUGUACGAGUGCCUGGAUGACAUGUAUGAGAAUGAUUGGUAUGGAAGAAAGGAUGUGGACUCCAUCUGUGAGGAUUCAGACCUCCUUUGGACAGACUUCCAUCAGAAACUUGUGGAUCAUGCGCUUAUAUCCAUGGACACCUACCUGGGCCAGUUUCCUGACAUCAGAGCCCGUAUUGCGAAGCGUGACAGGAAGCUGGUGGACUUUGACAGUGCACGGCACACCUUUGCUGGGGUAAACAAAGGCAAGAAAGGAAAGGAGGGGAUUAAGAUCACCAAGCCGGCUUCCUUGCUGGAGAGGGCCGCCCCGGGUUGGGCUCAGGGGAUCCUGUCCGCCCAUAACGUAGCUCAAACCAGCCUCUCCAGGAGUCAGGCAGAGGAAGAGCUGGACAGGGCACAGAAGGUGUUUGAAGAAAUUAAUAUAGAUUUGCAGGAGGAACUGCCAUCUCUGUGGAACAGUCGUGUUGGCUUUUAUGUGAAUACAUUCCAGAGUGUGGCUGGUCUGGAGGAGAAGUUUCACAGAGAAAUGGGAAAAAUCAAUCAGAAUCUGAAUGAUACACUGGAUAAAUUAGAAAAUCAAGAUAUGUCCAGAAAAACAGGUAGCCAAGGGGUGAGGACAUCAACAGCCCAGAAGAGCUCCAGUGAAAGAACACAAGAUGCCAAUCACACUUUGAGCCCAGGAGGACCGCCAGCCAUUCCCAAAUCUCCGUCUAAGCUAAAGCCAGCUGUCCCCCCGCCUCCUAAAGCUACUCCAUCAAAGGAUCUGAAGCAGGAGAGCAUUAUUAAUCUAUUUGGUGAGGCUGCCACUCCGAACAUCAGUGUCACUUCGCCAACACAGUAUGAUGCCCCAGCCACAGCUAAUCUGCUGGAUAUGGAUCUGGACUCGCUUCAGGCCGCCACCACCCCAGCCGCACAGAAUUGGGAUCCAUGGGAGCAUACAGAGAAGGAAGCCGAGGUACCUCAGACAUGGGACGAUGAUGGUCCUCAGACUGUGCACUCUGGCUGGGGUGAUGAUGGUACCCAGGCUACCUGGGAUGAUGAUGAUGGUAGCCAACCUGUGCAUGCUCCGGCCACAUUCCCCACCUGGAAUGAUGAUGAAGGCUCUCAGCCUGUGCAGGGGAAUGACAUUGAUUCUACCCAGCAGGCCGAGGGGUGGGACGAGGAUGGGGCUCAGGCCACAGAACAGGCAGUUGUUACAGAACAGGCAGUUGUUACAGAAGAGGCAGUAGCCGAAACUGUAAGUGAUACUGCAACAGCAGCCACAGAGAGCACAGAGAAUGUAGAGAUGCCAGAAGCCUUCCUGUUCAAAGUGAAAGCAAUGCAUGACUACAAUGCCAAUGACUCGGAUGAGUUGGAGAUGAAGGCAGGAGAUGUGGUGCUGGUAGUGAACUUUGAAAGUCCAGAUGAGCAGGAUGAAGGGUGGUUGAUGGGAGUCAAAGAGUCUGACUGGAUUCUGCAUAAAGAUCUUGGGAAAAAGGGAGUCUUUCCUGAAAACUUCACCCAGAGGAUGUGAGCGCCUGUGAUUAGCUUGAUCUGUGACACUGUUUCCCCCUUCUAUAUUACUCCUUUUUGCUUCCUUUGAAAAUGCAGACAAGAAAAACUACCAACAAAUGCACCGCCACUUGCAAUCUGCUGGUUAUGUUUGUGGAAGUUGUUGACAGGUUAGUCAGUGCGUUGUUUUGGGUGUCCUCACUCAUAUUUGUCAUGCUUUAAGUAUAAGAAGAUUGGAUCAACCUUUGACAAAAUAAGUGAUAGUAUUUUUUCUAGCCUUUUCUAAUAGAGGGAGUAACAUACCCAAAGUAAGUCCUUGCUGUAAAUGUUUUUAGACUAGCCACUCUUAACCAUUGUCCCGUUUUGAGUGAAAAAGUUUUAAGUCGUAUCUCAUGAGCUCACAAACUGGUGAGCAAAACAUAUAGUCUCUAAAGUCUGAUACUGAGGACUAUUUGAGCUGCAUGAUAUAUAAUUAUGUCACAGGUGGAAACAAACAGUAUUUCUUUUCAAAUGGUGAAUACCCAGCUAACAAUGAUGUGUUCUAAGAAUGUUUUGUUAAUGUUCCCAUAUAUAUUAUAUAAACAAAAAC
Molecule: messenger RNA, 2507 nt
Organism: Rhinichthys klamathensis goyatoka
Lineage: Eukaryota; Metazoa; Chordata; Actinopteri; Cypriniformes; Leuciscidae
Gene: bin1a
Product: myc box-dependent-interacting protein 1
Exons: 20
Coding region: 183-1940 (585 amino acids)
Cellular component (GO): cytoplasm; plasma membrane; synaptic vesicle
Molecular function (GO): tau protein binding; phospholipid binding
Source: RefSeq, a predicted model, not a curated record